This is a messenger RNA of Phlebotomus papatasi, 1847 nucleotides long. RefSeq names its product puff-specific protein Bx42 (gene Bx42). The transcript is spliced from 2 exons. The coding region runs from base 94 to 1731 and encodes 545 amino acids. The record is from RefSeq and is a predicted model, not a curated record. Gene Ontology annotation, biological process: mRNA splicing, via spliceosome. NCBI's taxonomy places the organism in Eukaryota, Metazoa, Arthropoda, Insecta, Diptera, Psychodidae. Gene Ontology annotation, cellular component: spliceosomal complex.
AAGCCUUAGGAAACAGUUCAACGGUUUGAGAAGUUUUGACGUCUUUUUGCUUUGCACGAUUCCCAAAGUUUUCCCCAUUUUCCUGGCUCAACCAUGUCUCUCUCGAGCAUUUUGCCAGCACCAAUCAACAGUGCUUGGGACCGAGAUGAGGAAAACCAUCAAUCGCUGGCCAAGGGAGUACCCUCAAUCGGUGCCCUUGUCAGUGCAAAAAUUGCUGCUCCGCCCUACGGACAGCGUCGAGGCUGGGUACCCCGGACAGAAGCUGACUUUGGCGAUGGAGGGGCUUUUCCGGAAAUUGCCGUGGCUCAGUAUCCAUUGGGAAUGGGAGCUCCGGAGAAUGCCAAUAAAAAGUCCAAUGCCCUGGCCAUUCAAUUGGACGAGACGGGAAAGAUUAAAUAUGAUGCUAUUGCACGGCAGGGGCAUUCAAAGGACAAGAUUGUCUAUUCGAAUCUGAGUCAAUUGCUUCCGGCUGAAGUUCUGGCUGAAGAUGCUGAGAUUCUGCAGAAGCCGGAUGAAGAGACAUUGGCUGAUACGACAGAAGCCACACGGAAGGCCCUGGAAAAGCUGACAAAUGCCAAAAUUGCCGCUGCAAUGCCCGUGCGACAUGCUGAGAAGGCAGCUCCUGCUCAGUACAUCAGGUACACUCCGUCCCAGCAGGGAGAUGCAUUUAAUUCUGGUGCCAAGCAACGUGUCAUCCGGAUGGUGGAAGCUCAAGUGGAUCCCAUGGAACCGCCAAAAUUCCGCAUUAAUAAGAAAAUUCCCCGAGGACCUCCAUCCCCGCCGGCUCCAGUUUUGCAUUCGCCCUCCCGGAAGGUCACCGUGAAGGAGCAGAAGGAAUGGAAAGUGCCUCCGUGCAUCUCAAACUGGAAGAAUUCCAAGGGUUACACAAUCCCUCUGGACAAACGCCUGGCGGCUGACGGACGUGGACUCCAGCAGGUUCACAUCAAUGAGAAAUUCGCCAAGAUGGCUGAGGCUCUGUACAUAGCUGACCGGAAGGCACGAGAAGCCGUAGAGGCCAGAGCGCAGCUGGAGAAGAAACUGGCUCAGAAGGAGAAGGAAAAGAAGGAGGAUAUGCUGAGACAAAUGGCACAGAGAGCAAGAGAUGAACGAGCCGGAAUACGACUUCCCGGCGGCGGAGAAUCCUCGGAUCUGGCCAAUCCGGAAACCCGGGAACGCGAUGAACUCCGUGCUGAGCGUCACCGGGAACGUGCCAGGGAGAGAAAUAUUGCCAGAGCAGCUCCGGACAAACGUUCAAAGCUCCAAAGGGAGCGCGAGAGGGACAUUUCUGAACAGAUUGCCCUGGGAAUGCCAGCAAAGACCCAUACCGGAGGCGAAACCCAAUUCGAUCAGCGUCUCUUCAACACGACCAAAGGCAUGGAUUCCGGAUACGGUGACGAUGAAGCCUACACUGUCUACGAUAAACCCUGGAGGGAGUCCGGAGGCUUGGGAGCUCAUCUCUAUCGUCCAAGCAAAUCAAUCGAUCAGGAUGCCUACGGAGCUGACCUGGAGCGCAUUGUCAACACGAGUCGCUUUGUGCCGGACAAGGAAUUCAGCGGAACGGACAGAUCAACUCAGAAUGCCCGACAAGGACCGGUGCAGUUCGAGAAGGAGGAGGAUCCAUUUGGUCUGGAUCAAUUCUUGACCAUGGCCAAGAAGGCUCCCAAACGCGGACAAUCUUCCACGGAGCACAGCAAGGACAAGGAUCGCGACAAGAAGCGGCGCCGUGAGUAAAAAAAACAGUACAGUUACUGCAUAAAAAUACCCACGCACUUCUUAUAUUCGGAUUUUUUUGUCAAUAAAUUAAAAAUUUUACUGAGGAAAUCAAUAAAAAAAAAUUAGUAAAUUGA